AUGAGCCCUCUCCCUCACGAUCCGUCAUUGGGUACCUGUCCAGCGUCUCCGGUGAACUCCCUAGCGGGAAAAUGGGAACAGUUGGGUGUCGGUGGUGAUGUGCUUCGCGCAAUUGUAAGAUUCGGAGUCGGCCCCCCUUCGAAAACCCAACAGAAAUCGAUCCCUAAUAUGUUGCUCGGGAAGGACCUUAUAUCGCAAUCAAAUCCUAUUCAAGAGCGAAUCCAAUCUUACAUAAUUCCAGCUCUCCAACUCAUCUCCAACGAAAUAAACGGAUCUGUGAACGUGUCAAACGGCCCACCGUCCUUGAAAGCCUCAUCCGCCGCUCCGAGCAAAUGUAACACUAGCGUCAAAGUCUUGGUAAUCACUGCCACUCUUGACGAGGCCGCACAAGCUCACCGCCUGGCCCGUGGUAUUGCUGCUCUUCUUCCUCAUCCUCCCAAGAUUGUACAUUGCGGCGCUACGCAGCCGACCGCGGACCUCACGGAACCCUUGGGCGCGGCUCAACACGCGGAACCUCAUCUUCUUAUCGGUACACCAUCAAAACUUUUGGAUCCCGUCAAUGGACUUCGCGGUUACACCUUCGAUGCCUCGUUCAUUUGCGUCAUCCUCGAUGAGAUGGAUCAACUGCUUGCGCGAAACCUCUCCGAUAUGGUGACAAGCUUAAUGGCUUUCUUGCCUUCCAACUCUCCUGUCGCACCUCAUCCCUUUGAUAUCGGACAACCAACUCCUCCAUCGAUGUCAACUAAAUCUGAUACAGAGAUCAGUAGCUCUCCGCCUACUUCGAAUGGCGCAUCCGAAGAGUGGCCUUCUACUCAACUCCGCCAGUCCCCUCAAAACUCGGCGGCCUCUUCAAUCUGCAGCAGCGACGGUAGGAUGGCCGUCUCUGGUCGCCAAACCUGUAUUUUCAGCUGUACGGUGCCUCAAGAUGUUCUCGCCUACGCCCGAUCGCUGAACUUACGUGUCAAGGUAAUCGUCCGCCGUGAAGAAAGUAAUAACUCGGCUUCUUGCAAUACUCCUUCUGCCUUGACACCGAUGACUUCCAAUUUCGAUCUUGGCGAUCCACGAACUCCCCAUCUCACUACAUUCCCAUGGACCAAUCAAUCUGGAAACGGAAAUAGCACAAGCACUCACCAACUUCUCCGACAUCUUUCCCAAUUUUAUUAUCGUGUCGACCCUCCUUCAUUCACUUCGCCCAAUCUGCGGGAGUGCAAACUUCGGUCUUUGAUCGGCUUGCUCUACGAUCAAGAGGUUAGCUCGUUGAGAGCCGGUAGAGGACAGCUUGUGAUUGUCUAUUGCAACAGUGUCGACUCGGUGGAUGUAGUCAGCUGCACAUUAGCUCAGAGUAACAUUGAUGUCAUCGCCUUACACCAAGACAUGGGUCCAGCGACCCGUCAUUCUUUGCUCGCCAAGUUUGGUAAAGCGGCGCGCGAGUCGUCCGAUGACUCCAGGGUCCAGUCUAUGAAGGUUCUGGUCGUUUACGAUGUACUCGCCAAAACAUUAGCCGACAUUUCGAAAGAUCAACCUAGCAUUGUGAUCAACUUCGAACUACCCAGAGCUGUCGAGGAUUACAUUCACAGGGCUGGCUGUAUAAUCAGCGUCAUGAGUAGCUCUCAAAAUCGCAGGCCCAGUGUAUCCGGUAGUGCCCAAGACGCUGCCUUGAUCAACCUUGUACAUGCGGGUAGUGAGAUAGACACUAUCAAAUCCAUCGAGAGCUUUUAUCGAUGCAAAAUCCAAGAGCUUCGCGGCUCUUCCAACAAUUCUUCCUAG
Molecule: messenger RNA, 1767 nt
Organism: Puccinia triticina
Lineage: Eukaryota; Fungi; Basidiomycota; Pucciniomycetes; Pucciniales; Pucciniaceae
Exons: 6
Coding region: 1-1767 (588 amino acids)
Cellular component (GO): nucleolus
Source: RefSeq, a predicted model, not a curated record